Messenger RNA from Euleptes europaea (tarantolino), 1923 nucleotides. RefSeq names its product collagen alpha-1(XIV) chain-like. NCBI's taxonomy places the organism in Eukaryota, Metazoa, Chordata, Lepidosauria, Squamata, Sphaerodactylidae. Gene Ontology annotation, molecular function: protein binding. The transcript is spliced from 14 exons. Gene Ontology annotation, cellular component: interstitial matrix. The record is from RefSeq and is a predicted model, not a curated record. Bases 1 to 1923 code for a protein of 640 amino acids.
AUGAAGAUCCGUCAUCCGUUGAAGACACUGCGCUGGUUCUCCUUGGUCUCUGUGGCAGCCACGGUUCAAUUAAUUAACCAUGUCCAGGCACAAGAAAACCAAUUUAAAUGUAAAAUCCCAGCCAUUGCAGACAUCGUGAUCCUAGUCGAUGGUUCCUGGAGUAUCGGCAGAUUCAACUUCAGGCUCGUGCGUCUUUUCCUGGAGAAUCUGGUUUCUGCCUUCAAUGUGGGCUCUGAAAAGACAAGAAUAGGUCUUGCCCAAUACAGCGGUGAUCCUCGGAUAGAAUGGCAUUUGAAUGCCUACAGUACAAAGGAUGCUGUCUUAGAUGCAGUGCGAAACCUACCCUAUAAGGGCGGGAACACUCUAACAGGCCUUGCUUUAACUUUCAUUUUGGAGAAUAACUUUAAACCUGAGGCCGGCGCAAGACCCGGGGUUCCGAAAAUUGGUAUAUUGAUCACAGAUGGGAAAUCCCAAGAUGAUGUCAUUCCGCCUGCAAAAAACCUGCGAGAUGCCGGCAUCGAAUUAUUUGCCAUUGGCGUAAAGAAUGCUGAUGAAAACGAGCUGAAGGAGAUCGCCUCUGAACCAGACAGUACUCACGUCUAUAACGUUGCCGACUUCAGUUUUAUGAAUUCCAUUGUGGAAGGCCUUACGAAAACUGUGUGCUCCAGAGUGGAAGAGCAGGAAAAGGAAAUCAAAGGGACAUUGGUAGCUACGCUUGGGGCACCUUCAGAUUUAGUCACGUCUGAGGUGACGGCCAGAGGAUUCCGUGUGAGCUGGACCCACGCACCAGGGAAAGUGGAAAAAUACAGAGUUGUCUACUAUCCCACAAGAGGAGGGCAGCCGGAGGAGGUCGUGGUGGAUGGCACUGUUUCAACAGCAGUUCUGAAAAACCUGAUGUCUUUAACUGAAUAUCAGAUAGCCGUAUUUGCCAUAUAUAUUAGCUCUGCAAGUGAAGGCCUUCGGGGCACUGAAACAACAUUGGCUUUACCAAUGGCCUCCGAUCUGGAGUUGUACGAUGUGUCGCACAGCAGCAUGAAAGUGAAGUGGAAUGGCGUAGCAGGUGCAACUGGGUAUAUGGUUCUGUAUGCUCCUCUUACUGACGGGCUAACUGCAGAGGAAAAGGAGAUGAAACUUGGAGAAAGCUCAAGAGAUAUCGAGCUGGAGGGAUUGCUGCCCAAUACGGAAUAUACAGUCACAGUUUAUGCAAUGUUUGGAGAAGAAGCCAGUGAUCCCCUUACUGGACAAGAAACAACAUUGCCUUUAAACCCACCGCGAAACUUGAGGUUUUCAAACAUUGAACAUAGUUCAGCUAAGGUAUCCUGGGAUCCUGCUUCUAAAAAAGUGAACGGUUAUCGCAUUAUGUAUGUUAAGACAGAUGGAACAGAAACCAAUGAGGAGGAGGUUGGUCACGUUUCAACCCACACGCUGAAGAGUUUGACAUCUCUCACGGAAUAUACCGUUGCUAUUUUCUCCCUCUAUGACGAGGGGCAAUCUGAGCCACUGACUGGCAGCUUCACCACAAAAAAGGUUCCAGCCCCUCAAUAUUUGGAAAUAGAUGAAGUAUCUACAGAGAGUUUUAGAGCAAGCUGGAAGCCACCAUCCUCUGAUGUAGCUCUUUAUCGGCUAGCAUGGAUUCCAUUGGGCGGGGAAGAUGCUGAGGAGAUCAUCUUAAGUGGCGAGAUGGACACGUAUGAGAUUGAAGGUUUGGUACCUGGCACAGAGUAUGAGGUGUCUUUGGUGGCGCUCUUCGAUGAUGAAAGUGAAAGUGAUGUUAUUGCUGUUCUUGGGACCACACUUGACAUGAUCACUACUGAAACGACCACUAUAACCACCACCAGUACCACGACAUCCAGACCUACGACUGCAGGUACAACAAUGUAUGAAAAAUGCAGCAGAAAUCCAGCAAAAUAUAUCUUGGCUUAA